AUGGCGGCUCCUCCCGCACCUCUUCCAACAUCACAAAGUGGGGGCAAGGAUUGGUUUGAGCAGGAGCUGACGGACUUGAGGGUAGAAGGCGAUGUAGAGGGCAAAGCGGUCUGGAUAUCCAAGGUCUCCCAUGUAUCUGGCGAUGUCGAACUGGGACAAAGGAAAGUCCAAGUACACUUCAUCACGAUCUAUGAUUGUGAACUUGCUCUCGAGUGGACGGGUACGACUAGCGACGCCAAUACCAAGUCCGUUCAGCUUCCUCCUUAUCAUCCUUCCCAGCUACUUCAUCUAACACCUAAUCACCAGUUCUUCUGGACUCUUCUAACCGAGCCAUCCCCCGAAGUUGACGAUUUAUACUCGAUGGCUAAACAACGCAUUCCUAAAAUCCUCGAGGACGUGUUUGCUAAAUUCCCUGCUGCGAUUUUCGAGACGCAUGGGAAGGAUUUGACCGUUAGUACGGAGCCGAGUCGCGCUAAUACGCCUGGGCCGGCGGCGGCGACACCAGCGGCGACUUCUGCGCCCUCGCCUGCACCUGAGGCUGCGCCGAAGCCUGUGAAGAAGGAGCCCAAGGCGGUUAAUACGGCUACGGUCACUGUGGAUAGCACUUUCAAAGCUGCUGCUGACGAUCUCUUUGGUUUGCUUACGGACGAAAAGAGGAUUCCGAUUUGGACUCGAGCCGCCGCACAGUCUGCGGCCAAACCGGACACGGAGUUUAGCCUAUUUGGAGGUGGUGUGAAGGGGAAAUAUGUCUCCCUUACGCCGCCGAAGGAGAUAGUACAGACUUGGGCGCUGUCCAGCCCUACGUGGCCAUCAGAUCAUGUCGCGACCUUGACUACGACACUUGACCAGUCGGAGGAUUCGACCAAGGUUACCUUCACUCUAUCUGGUGUCCCACUUGGUAUGGAAGGACGAGAUCAAGCGGAAUUUAGAAGGGGUACUAGUAACAUUCAUGGAUUCAAAUCUAUUGGGUAUGUUCAAUUAAUUCCUUACGUCCCCUCGUAUACGCCAAAACCGAAGCCGCGAGUCAUUAAAAAGCUCAACGCAAAAUCCCAUUCAUCGACGUCUCUCGUUCCUGUUAUCGCUGUUACAGUUUUGAUCCUUGCUGCUGCAUUCACCGUACCCUUUUUCUCUUCCUCAUAA
Messenger RNA from Desarmillaria tabescens, 1140 nucleotides. RefSeq lists its product as uncharacterized. The record is from RefSeq and is a predicted model, not a curated record. The coding region runs from base 1 to 1140 and encodes 379 amino acids. Lineage: Eukaryota; Fungi; Basidiomycota; Agaricomycetes; Agaricales; Physalacriaceae. The transcript has 7 exons. Gene Ontology annotation, molecular function: protein-folding chaperone binding; ATPase activator activity.